CAGACCCGAUGUUGACCUCUUGAAGACCCGUCAGAAUGACCUCCUGGCCCAAGCUACAUGCAGUGAGCGAGAGCGCACUGCCAUCGAGGAGGUGAUGGAACCUGCUGGUCAAGACUGGGACAGGGUCAACCGCGAGUAUAGAGACAGGCAUGGGCGGUUUGAGCUGUGCCUGGAGCAAUGGAGACAGUUCCACUGUGACAUGAGGGACCUUGGCCAGUGGUUGAACCAAGCAGAGAAGAUCAUCCAAGAUUGUCACAACUCAGCCGGCCGCCUGGAUGUCAACAAGGCUCGGGCAAGACAAUUGAGUUUGGAAGAAGGUAUCGCCAACCAUCAGAGCAUGGUGAGCUUACUGAACAACAACGGGGAGACCAUCGUCGCACAGACCUCGACCCCGGAUGGCGGCAUGAUGAAAGAUAAACUAGAGGGCCUGAAUGCCAGGUGGCGAUCAGUUUGCACUGAGGUGACAUCCUGGAAAGAAAGAUUUGAGGAUGGCGGAGAGCAGCUGGAAGGCUAUCGGGAAGAGCUGGAAGAGCUGCAGUCUUGGUUGGAUGAAUGCCAAGGCCUGAUGGAAGGCCCUCAACCAACUCCAGGAGAUGACCAGAGUCUUCAGGAUCUUCUGGAUAAAGUCAAGGAGCGUGAACGGCAACUGCCAUCCAGGAAAGACAUCGGCAACCACGUCAAUAAGUCUGGCCAAGGACUCCUCAUGAGUGGUACCCUUAGGGAGAGUCUGGUGUCUGAUAUCACCAUGGAGCUUAAAGACCUCAAUGAGCAGUGGCAAAAGGUCUCCACUGCUCUACCCAAGUACUGCGUCCGCAUGGAUGACCGUCUCCAGAACACCAGGGCUUUCCUGGAGGAGCUUGAUGAGUUAGGCAAGUGGUUGAGUGCCACCAUGGACCUCCUCAAGACCCAACAUGGACCCGUUGGAUCUGUCACGUCCGAUGAUGGAGAUGACUCCAUUAUCGUGGACCCUAAGACAAUGCAGCAAGCCUUGAGGGCUCGUCAAGCCAACAUGGACAGCGUGAACCACGCUGGGGACCAGCUGAAACGAGAAGCUCGUAUCAUGGGUGCUGCCAUCCCCGAUCCACUCCAGGACAAACUGGACAAACUCAACUCAGACUGGGCAAAGAUCCAGUAUCUAGCCUCCAGGCUCAAACCGACCACAGACUUUGAGGUGGAACAGAAAGUGAUCAUGCAGAGAACAAUUAUAUCGGAGACGACCAGGACGACGCGGUCGGAAGUCCACCGCACCCCGGUUACGGAUUCGGCAACUAUAAUGGAGACAGCAUCCCCAUGGCCCGAUUUCGAUAAGGUCGUCGCCGAGCUUCGUGAUUGGCUCACGCUUCUGGAGAGGAUGCUCCGCCUCCAGACAGUUACCGUCGGCGACCUGGAGGAGAUGGAAGAAAUGAUUGCUAAACAGAAGUCUCUUCUUCAAGACCUUGAGGAGAAGCAUCCACAGCUGGAUGAGCUGGUGAGCAGAGCCAAGACACUCCAGCUGGAAUCAAAGGCAGAGGGCAGCAAACAGAUGCUACAGGAAAAGGUUGACAAGCUACUAGACCUGUGGAACAGUGCCUCUCUCCGAGCUGGUGCCCGCUCCCGCAAGCUGGAAGCCAUGCUGACAGACUCUCAACAGUUUCAUGAACUGACCGACGAACUCUGCAACUGGCUCGGCAAGAUGGAACAGACCCUCGACAGCUACGCACCGGUAGGCAACGAGGUCAAUGCACUUCAGUUCCAACUGGAAUCACAAAAGGGGUUCCUCGAGGAGGUUGAGCAGUGGAAGCCGUGCAUCGAUGCUGUAAAUGAGUCGGGAGAGAGACUGAUUGUGGAUUACAAUGCUGAUGAUACCAAUCGCAUCCGCCAAAUACUGGACAAUGUCAGAGACAGGUGGACGGUCAUAUGCGACAGGUCAAACCAACGAUUACACGAGAUAGAGGAAACACUGCGGUCCAUGCAGGAUCUGAACUCCCAGUUGAUGUAUUUCUUUAGCUGGCUUGAGGAGCUGGAGCAACCCAUCGACUCCCUCAAACGAGAGACAGACAGCGAGGCCGCCAUGCAGGACAAGGAACAGGUGGAGAUCUGGUUGCAACAACACGGGGACCUGCAAGCAGAGAUUGAGGCCCAUCAUAGUGUCUUCUCAUCCCUGAAUGAUGCGGGGACUACACAGCUCAAGGAGGAAGACUCCAAGGAGGAAGCUGAGGUGCUGCAACAACGUCUUGAAGACAUGAACAGAAGAUGGAAUAAACUCCAAGGGAAAUCAUCCGAUAUCAGGCGGCGACUUGAAGCCAACGCUGAGGAGUGGAGUACAUUACUGAAAGCCUUCCAAGAUCUGCUAGAAUGGAUCCGUGUCAAGGAUGAGGAGCUCUCCUCCAAGAUGCCUGUAGGAGGAGACUACAACACUGUGCAGACGCAGAAUGAAGACCACAAGAUCUUCAAGAGCCUCUUAGAUGAGAAGAGGCCAACCAUUGAGAGGAACAUCCAGAUGGGUCGUCUGUACCUAACAGAGCACGGAGCAGCAGACAGCAGCGGCAGCGACGCAGCUACCCUUAGCUCCAGGGGGAGCGAUUCCAGCAGCAUGGACAACGACCCAGCCUCCACGGCCGAAGACCAGGCUCGCCAGAUUGUCCAGAAUCUCAGACAGAGUGUAGCCACCCUGCAGGAGAAGUGGACGCUGCUGAACGGCCGGUCAAACCAGUGGCAGAAGAGAGUGGAUGACGUCCUUGCUAAAAUGCUAGGCUUCCAUCAAGCGAUGGAUGAGCUAAAUGCAAAACUCCAUGAAGCAGAAUCCUUGAAGUCAAGAUGGCGAUUGGUCGGGGACAUCAUUAUUGACAGCCUUCCACAACAUAUUGAAGAAGUCAAGCGUUUCCAAGAGAGAAUAGCACCCGUCCAGCGAGACGUGGACCAUCUGUCUCAGCUCGCUGCCCAGUUCUCACCAAUCAGCGUGACGUUAAGCACAGUCAAUCAGAGCCGUCUAGAGGAUCUGUACAAGCGCUGGAAGCUACUGCAGAUAUCAGUGGAGGAACGUAGCAAGCUACUCAACGAGGCGUUGCGAGACUUUGGGCCGCAGUCACAACAUUUCUUGAGAGUGUCCGUCCAACAACCGUGGGAGAGGGCAGUUGCCGGCAACAAGGUCCCCUACUUCAUCAACCAUGCAUCCGAAACAACUCACUGGGAUCACCCCAAGAUGACCGAACUCUUCCAGUCUCUGUCGGAGCUCAACGCUGUCAAGUUUUCAGCCUACAGGACGGCAAUGAAACUCAGGAAGCUUCAGAAAGCGUUAUGCUUGGAUCUCCUGAGCAUGAACAGCGCAGACAGAAUCUUCCAGCAGCAUGACCUUCUGACCUCGUCCACAGAUCGGACAUUGGAUGUGAAUGAGAUCAUCAUGUUCCUGACUACUGUGUUUGAAACUAUAGCAGCUGACCAUCCAACUUUGGUCGCCGUGCCGCAGUGUGUUGAUAUGUGCCUCAACUGGCUCCUGAAUGUCUAUGACACUGCACGGAGUGGUCGUAUGAGAGCGUUGUCUUUCAAAUUAGCAAUCAUCAUCCUAAGCAAGGCACAUCUGGAGGACAAGUACAGAUAUAUUGUUCGGUGUGUUGCCAACGCUAAUGGUUUUGUUGACCAACGAGGACUUGGUCUCCUACUCCAUGACUGCGUCCAGAUACCACGGCAACUGGGUGAAGUCGCCUCCUUCGGGGGCAGCAACAUUGAACCAAGCGUGCGCAGCUGUUUUAAUAUGAGUGGAGGUAAACCCCACAUUGAGCCAUUUCAGUUCCUAGCCUGGAUGAAGCUGGAGCCUCAGUCCAUGGUGUGGAUGCCUGUGCUACAUCGCAUGGCGGCAGGUGAAACGGCCAAGCACCAGGCUAAGUGUAAUGUGUGUAAAGAGUUCCCCAUCAUUGGGCUGAGGUAUCGCUGUCUCAAGUGCUUCAACUUCGACAUGUGCCAGAAUUGCUUCUUCUCAGGUCGUGUGUCUAAGAAUCACAAACACUCUCACCCCAUGCAAGAAUACUGCACAACAACUACCUCAGGGGAGGACGUGAGGGACUUUGCCAAAGUUGUGAGGAACAAAUUCAAAUCCAAACGCUAUUACCAGAAGCAUCCAAGAGUUGGCUACUUGCCUGUUCAGUCAGUACUAGAGGGAGAUGAUCUUGAAUCACCUGUGACAUCACCACAGCAGAUGGCCAAUCAGGACAUGCAUACCAGAUUAGAGCUGUAUGCUAGCAGGUUAGCAGAGGUUGAACAACACGGCUCCUUCCUAACACCUUCCCCUGACCUUGAUGAUGAGCACCACCUGAUUGCACAGUACUGCCAAAGCUUAGGAGGGGAUGUAUCGUCUGUGCCUCGUAGCCCUGCACAGAUUGUGGUCUCUAUUGACUCCGAUCAAAGGAGCGAACUCGAGAGUCAAAUUCUCAUCUUGGAAGAAGAGAACAGGACACUUCUGGCGGAGCUUGACCGAUUGAGAGCCCUCCGUCAAGACGACUCCACCAGGGCCGAGGUGAGCUCCGAGGACGACUAUCACCCCUCGGCAAGUCGUGACACGGAGCUGGUGGCUGAGGCUAAACUCCUCAGGCAGCACAAGGGACGUCUGGAGGCUAGAAUGCAGAUCCUGGAGGACCAUAACAGACAGCUGGAGGCUCAGCUGCAACGUCUCAGGCAACUCCUGGAACAGCCUCCAGACCGUAGUGCGUCCCAAGCCUCGUCAUCCCGCACCACCCCAGCCGUCUCCCCAACUUCCUCCAUCAGCUCGUUACCACGGUCACGUAAACAUCCUCUCUACACCUCGCUGGAGACGUCGUCAUCACGCUCUGCAGCCAAUGGUGGAACCAGCGAUUAUGACAGUGAUAUGGCUGGUGACGACCACACCCAGCCUUCACCCCACACCCCUCCACACCUUAAGGAUGACCCCAUCAGGGAGGAUGGGGGUAAGGUGGACCUUGAUCAGGUCAUCAAAGAACUCAAUAAUAUCCCAGAUGAAAAAGGUGCUACUUCAACAGGUGCAAGUCAGGUGGGCAGCCUCCACCACAUGGCAGACAACAUAGGCAAAGCAGUGGGAACACUAGUGACUGUAAUGACAGAUGAUGAACACAGUGAUAGAGAGAAUGAGACGUAGGUGGCAGCAAACACUGUGAGGAAUUCACACACACACACACACACUUGGGCUUCCCUUUACACUCCUACACUCCGUAGCAGAGCGGCUUUAGGCUUCACGUGGAUCACAACGAAACAAAAGCUGAAGAAGUGACUGAUCAGUUUCUUCACAAGGAACCAUACAUGGGAGAGAGAGAGAGAGAGAGAGAAGAACGCUUAG
Messenger RNA from Asterias rubens (European starfish), 5302 nucleotides. RefSeq names its product dystrophin-related protein 2-like. Gene Ontology annotation, molecular function: zinc ion binding; protein binding. Bases 95 to 5104 code for a protein of 1669 amino acids. Gene Ontology annotation, cellular component: plasma membrane. Lineage: Eukaryota; Metazoa; Echinodermata; Asteroidea; Forcipulatida; Asteriidae. The record is from RefSeq and is a predicted model, not a curated record. Gene Ontology annotation, biological process: synaptic signaling. The transcript is spliced from 33 exons.